AUGGCUUCAAGCACGGACAACAAAAUCACCCUCUAUAUGUGCCCUAUUGUAAUCUCACACCGGCUAUAUAUCAUUCUUUCCGAGCUUGGCCUCCCGUUCGAGGAGGUUGAGAUUGACCUUGGCCGGCCGCGCGACCCAUCCUACCUGGAGAUUAAUCCUCGUGGCCUUGUGCCAUCAUUGAAGUACAAUGGCGAGAUCAUUACCGAGUCUGCCAUCAUUGGGCAGUUUUUGGCAGACGCUCACCCGUCGCACCUCGUUCUUCCAUCAAACGCCCCAGGCGGCGCUCUCCAAAGAGCACGGAUCAACUUCUUUGUAGAUGCCUUCUGGAGCAAAGUUGUAGCCAAUCUCAUGACAUUCAUUUGGGCCAAGACGGACGCAGAGGGCGUGACUCAUAUUGAAGCCUAUAUCGAAGGGGUAGUGAAGGAACUGGAGCCGCUCCUCAAAGACGCAAAGCCCUUUUUCGGUGGAAGUGAUAAGCUUACAUUGGCAGACGCUCUCACUGCCCCAUUAGCCAUUCGCUUGUUGGCCCUUUUCAAGGAUGGGGUGAUCCCGAGUAACUUGGAAGUACAAUUGAAGGAGAAGGCGCCGGCUUUCUACGCGUGGGCAGUGGCCGUUUCAGCCCAUCCAAGUGUUACUGGGAUUUUCAAAGAGAAGGCAGUUGUGGAUUACUACAAAGGCCAAAUCAAAAAGGCUCGCAGCACGGAUUCAGAACAGUAG
This is a messenger RNA of Clonostachys byssicola, 717 nucleotides long. The record is from the annotation of a GenBank genome assembly. NCBI's taxonomy places the organism in Eukaryota, Fungi, Ascomycota, Sordariomycetes, Hypocreales, Bionectriaceae.